Acomys russatus (golden spiny mouse) is the source of this 2457-nucleotide messenger RNA. It is a transcript of the gene Csgalnact1, whose product is annotated as chondroitin sulfate N-acetylgalactosaminyltransferase 1. Lineage: Eukaryota; Metazoa; Chordata; Mammalia; Rodentia; Muridae. Bases 314 to 1906 code for a protein of 530 amino acids. The transcript has 7 exons. Gene Ontology annotation, molecular function: glucuronosyl-N-acetylgalactosaminyl-proteoglycan 4-beta-N-acetylgalactosaminyltransferase activity. The record is from RefSeq and is a predicted model, not a curated record. Gene Ontology annotation, cellular component: Golgi cisterna membrane.
GUCCUUUGUGUCUUCUCAGGUUCCCUCUCAUGGUCGGGAUAUCAGGAAGGCUAUGAUGGGAACAAACGAAGGAGCUUGGAGGCUCCGUUUGAUUGACUUUUUCUGCCUAGAAGAUCUUCCCUUGGAAGCAGGAGUGCGGUCUCAUGUGAUGCUUGACUUCCAAAGGCAGGGCACGUUCUAGAAGGAAAUGGAUGAAGUCAGUUCACAGGGCUUCAGAGGCACUGUGGUCUAACCAGGAAAGCCCUUGUGUGGGGCCGUCCUGGUGCCCUGUGAUGUUGCACACACUGGAUGCACGGCCCACACCUGAGUGAGGAUGGUCCGCCGCGGGCUGCUGACGUGGAUUUCUCGAGUAGUGAUUCUGCUGGUGCUGCUUUGCUGUGCCAUCUCCGUCCUGUACAUGUUAGCCUGCACCCCAAAAGGCGACCAGGAGCAGCUGGGACUACCACGGGCCAACGGCCCCACUGGUAAAGAUGGCUACCAAGCGGUGCUGCAGGAGCGUGAGGAACAGCAUCGUAACUAUGUGAAUAGCCUUAAGCGACAGAUUGCGCAGCUCAAGGAUGAACUGCAGGCACGCAGUGAGCAGCUCCGCAGUGGGCAGGACCAAGCCAGCGAUGCCACCGGCCUGCGCUCGGGCUGGGACCUUGAGCCCAAAGCCCAGGCCGAUCUGCUGGCCUUUCUGCGUGGGCAGGUGGACAAGGCCGAGGUGCACGCAGGUGUCAAGCUGGCCACCGAGUAUGCUGCCGUGCCUUUCGACAGCUUCACUCUGCAGAAGGUAUACCAGCUGGAGACCGGCCUGACCCGCCACCCUGAGGAGAAGCCUGUGAGGAAGGACAAGCGAGAUGAGUUGGUGGAAGCGAUAGAAUCGGCCCUGGAGAGUCUGAACAGCCCUGGCGAGAGCAGCCCACACCAGCGUCCUUACACGGCGGCAGACUUCAUAGAAGGGAUUUACCGAACAGAAAGGGAUAAAGGCACCUUGUAUGAGCUCACGUUCAAAGGGGACCACAAACAUGAAUUCCAACGACUUGUCCUAUUUCGACCCUUUGGCCCCAUCAUGAAGGUGAAAAAGGAAAAACUCAACAUGGCCGACACCCUUAUCAACAUUAUCGUGCCCCUAGCGAGGAGGGUGGACAAGUUCCGGCACUUCAUGCAGAACUUCAGGGAGAUGUGUAUCCAACAGGAUGGGAGAGUUCAUCUAACCGUUGUUUACUUUGGGAAAGAAGAAAUGAACGAAGUCAAAGGAAUACUUGAAAACACUUCCAAAGCUGCCAAUUUCAGGAACUUCACCUUCAUCCAGCUGAAUGGAGAAUUCUCCCGGGGAAAGGGACUGGAUGUCGGAGCCCGCUUCUGGAAGGGAAGCAACGUCCUGCUCUUUUUCUGCGACGUGGACAUCUACUUCACAUCUGAGUUCCUCAAUACGUGUAGGCUGAACACUCAGCCAGGGAAGAAGGUAUUUUAUCCGGUUCUUUUCAGUCAGUAUAACCCUGGCAUAAUCUACGGCCAUCACGACGCAGUCCCACCCCUAGAACAGCAGCUGGUUAUAAAGAAGGAAACAGGAUUUUGGAGAGACUUUGGAUUUGGGAUGACCUGUCAGUACAGGUCAGACUUUAUCAACAUAGGUGGAUUUGACCUGGACAUCAAAGGCUGGGGCGGUGAAGAUGUGCACCUGUACCGGAAAUAUCUCCACAGUAACCUCAUAGUGGUGCGCACGCCUGUGCGGGGACUUUUCCACCUUUGGCACGAGAAACACUGUAUGGAUGAACUGACUCCCGAGCAGUACAAGAUGUGCAUGCAAUCCAAGGCCAUGAAUGAGGCAUCCCACGGGCAGCUGGGGAUGCUCGUCUUCCGGCACGAAAUAGAGGCUCACCUUCGCAAACAGAAGCAGAGAGCAAGCAGUAAAAAGACAUGAUCUCCCAGGAACAGAUUAAUGGAGACAUUUCAAUUGUUUGCCUUUGGCAGUCACUGAACAAGUAGUUCCAACAAGGUAUAGACUUCCACAAAGGGCAACAAAGAACCUGACUGAUGAGGAGAAGAGAGGAAAGGAGGGAGUCCCUGGUUUCUGUUGGCUCUGUGUGUGGUGACUCCGUGUUUACAGCAAGAUGAACUCUCUUGUCCCUGCUUGCUGAGAUAGUCACAACACCGGACCAGUUUUGUAAAGAGUGCUAGAAUGAGAUGCAAGCACCAGCUUCUCUUCUUGGGGUUGGCUACUUUAGAGGGCUUUGGUACCCAGGACUACCAACGUCUCAGAGCAGGCAGAGGACCUGUAUGAAAUGUGACCAUCUGACAUUAGCGUCCUCUAGGAGACAGAGAGCAAAAUCAAACAGACCCGGAAGCAAAUCAUCAACACCGUCAUUCCCACCAGUAUUAACCAAAAAAGUAACACUUUUUCAGUUAUCUUUUAGUCAUCUCUGUUCUAAAAAUGCACUUUUUUCCCCCUUGGGAGUAUUAUGCUUAUUUAAU